AUGGAAGUGGAUCUGGUACCUCAGCUCGUAAAAUGUCGCAUUCUGGCGGCAACAUUGGAAGAAAAUGCCCACAAUUGGUUCAGCCAAUUGCCUGAGGCUUCUAUCUCGACAUGGGAGACCUUUGUCGACCUGUUCCUCACGCAUUUCCAAGCCACAAUGACCUAUAGGCUGCCCUAUACCACUCUGGCUAACAUCAAACAAGAACCUGUAACAAAAGUUGAGAAGGCUCCCGAGUCUUCGCUAGUCUGUAUGUUAAUAACAGGUGUCCUGCCGAGAACUAAUUUUUGGAAGGAGCUGCAGGCUCGAGAACCAGAAUCGCUGGUCGAGUUCUUUGCCAUGGCAGAACCACAUAAGAGGAUUGAGAAUUCCCUGGCAGAGUUGGAGAAGGGCAAAGAUAAGCGUAAGUCACCAGUGCCGCGAUCACGAUCCCGCAAUCCCCAAGGGAAGAAUUCUAGAGGACGAAGCUCAAGAAGACGCAGUCCACGGAGACAGCGAAGUCCGAAACUGGCCAAGUCCCCUCCAAAGAAGGAAUCCUCACCGAAAAGGAAAGGUGGACCGCGCUUCGUGAACUAUACCGAGCUCGCAGUACCACGAGACCAUAUCUACGCCAUCGAAGAGAAGAAUGGGGUCUUCAAGAAGCCUCCCCCGAUCAAGGGAAACCGUGACAAGAGAGAUCCUAAAAAAUUCUGUAAGUACCAUAAAAAUAUUGGUCACACUACUUUGGAUUGUUGGGUUUUGCAGGACGAGAUUGAAGAGCUGAUCAGGAGAGGAAAGUUCAGCAAAUACAAAAAGAACGAGGAAAGUCAUCCCCGGGCGGAUGACAAAUAA
This is a messenger RNA of Cannabis sativa, 828 nucleotides long. RefSeq lists its product as uncharacterized. Bases 1 to 828 code for a protein of 275 amino acids. The transcript has 2 exons. The record is from RefSeq and is a predicted model, not a curated record. Lineage: Eukaryota; Viridiplantae; Streptophyta; Magnoliopsida; Rosales; Cannabaceae.